Messenger RNA from Bactrocera tryoni, 252 nucleotides. Its product is annotated as 60S ribosomal protein L44-like. The transcript has 3 exons. Bases 1 to 252 code for a protein of 83 amino acids. Gene Ontology annotation, molecular function: structural constituent of ribosome. The record is from RefSeq and is a predicted model, not a curated record. Gene Ontology annotation, biological process: translation. Gene Ontology annotation, cellular component: ribosome; cytosolic large ribosomal subunit. NCBI's taxonomy places the organism in Eukaryota, Metazoa, Arthropoda, Insecta, Diptera, Tephritidae.
AUGAAGAAUACGCUUGGCAACAAGGCACCGCCAGUGCCAAUAAGUGUGAAUGUGCCGAAACAGCGACGCACCUUUUGCAAGAAGUGCAAGUGCCACAAGCCACACAAGGUGGCACAAUACAAGAAGUCGAAGAAGCGUAAAGGUGCUCAGGGCAGACGUCGUUACGACAGAAAACAACAAGGUUUCGGUGGUCAAACCAAGCCUAUCUUCAGAAAGAAGGCUAAGACCACCAAAAAGAUUGAAAACAAGUAA